Molecule: messenger RNA, 4256 nt
Organism: Esox lucius (northern pike)
Lineage: Eukaryota; Metazoa; Chordata; Actinopteri; Esociformes; Esocidae
Gene: aftpha
Product: aftiphilin a
Exons: 10
Coding region: 256-2982 (908 amino acids)
Biological process (GO): intracellular transport
Cellular component (GO): AP-1 adaptor complex; trans-Golgi network membrane
Molecular function (GO): clathrin binding
Source: RefSeq, a predicted model, not a curated record
AGAAAAGCCUCUGGAAAAGCCCUGCCACACCAAGCUAUUGUUGCAUUCUGGGUAGUACUCAGAAAGAAGGGACCAAAGUAGGAUCAUCAUUACAACUGUCUCAACCAUAGCUAGCUAGUUGUCUCAGUCAGUACGAAACCACCUUCUUGUCUUGUUUUAAGUCUAUGGCAAGGGUCCACUUCAUCUGAACCAUGGGAAUAAACGGUCAAGAUAUUAAGGUGUAACCUCACGGCAUUGUGCAACCUCUUCAAGACCAUGGAGCCGGAUGUGAUCCGCAUGUACUCUUCCUCCCCACCCCCAAUGGAGGAUGGCGCUGAGGAAGAAGAUGAUGAGUUUGGGGACUUUGGGGGCUUCUCUGGAGUUCCCACCAGCAUCAGCUUCACAGAAUUUGAUACCCCAGCGACCUAUAACCAGACUCCGGCUUUGGCUGCCACCUCACCACCAGAACUCAUCAAUAACGGAGGGGUGGUUGGGUCGUCAAACCUCAGCUCAGGUCCCAUGGGCAGGGUUCCCCUGAACGAGCUCUCCAAGUCAAAGAGUGUCAUGCAGGGAGGCUGUCAGGAUGACAGUCUCUCGGAGAGGACUGUGAUUGUGGAGGAGUUGAAAAAGCUUGCUGACCACACGCAAGCCAAUAAUCAUUCGAACACCCUGGACAUAUCUGGCAGCAGUCAGAUUGAUAACAUAGACAAGAUCCUUGAUUGCAAUGGCGGGGUUUCAGAGGUUCUAACAAAUGGUUUUGGCACUUAUGAAAUGGAGGGAAACCAGUCUGUCCACUCUAAAAAGAAAGGAAUCCCUUUGGUCACCACAGAGUGUGCAGAAAUCAACCCCCCCAGUAGCCCAGAGGAGGACUUUGCAGAUUUUUCUGCUUUUUCUAACACAGAUGCUCAAGGACACCCUAGUGAGGUAACAAACAGCUCGAGCGAGGACUUGGACAAUCCCAACAGGGACAAAUGGCUGGCAGGGAAUGCCUGCCAGCAGGAGCAGGAACACACUAAUGUAGAGCAGGGAAUCAGCGCAAAGGAUAAUGUCAGGGACACAUUAUGUAGUCAUAUUAGAACUGAACCCAACAACAUUGCAGGCUCAGUUGCCUUGCCGCAACCUGCUGAGUCCAAAGGAACAACUGAAGGUUUGAGCAAUGGGGGCGGGAACUUCCACAGAGACGCUGCUAACUCUGAACAAAGGGACUUCAAGCCUGACUUCGCACACGAGCACUCUGGUCUCCGGCAGGUUUGUAGUGAAGAAUUUGCUACUGAGGUGUUUUAUGGAAAGGACUCUGCCCCAAAGGCAGUUGACGUAGAGAAACAGGUCACACAGAAUGGUCUGGAUUUGGAGCAGUUGGAAGAUGAUGAUGAUGAUGAUGAAAGUGCCCGUGAAAACGGGGUUUUGCCCGAAACUGACAGUGCCGAUGGGGACGGUGAGCAAGCGGAUGAGAGACGUGGGUCCGGAAACGAGACAGAGGCUGAAACCGAAACGGAGACUGAAACGUCCUUUGGCCGACCGCUGUCCACGGAUGCCCUUGAGGAGUUUGGCGACUUCAGCACAACUGGCUCGGUGCCAUCACCACCUCUUCAAGAAGAGACGGCCACACCCGCCGAUCACAGCCAAUUACCAGAGGAUGACGACGGAGAAGACUUUGGAGACUUUGGGGACGUGGGCACUUUUAGCGGGCAAGGCUUUGUCGACUUUGAUCAGCCGUCGUUACAGGGAACUCCUGCCACACAAGAAGUAGUGGACGUCAAUGAGGACUUUGGCGAUUUCGAUGCUGCCAAGAGCAACAUUGGUGACAACAAUGCUACCGAGGAUGAAGAUGUAGAGAAAUUUGCAGAUUUUCCCGGCAGUGACAGUUUCGCUGACUUCAGUUCAGCUCCUGUUGGUGCGGAACCUGAUGCGGAUGCAGGUUGGAACGCCUUCGACGAACCUGAAGAGGGUCCUGGGGACGGCAACUCCUGGGCUGCAUUCGGAGAGGAGGCCGCCACCGCUGUGUCUUUGGAAGCGGGCGAAGAUGAGUGGCAUGAGAGUGAACCCGCUGCAGCCCAUCCAGCCUGCAAAGACCAGAUCAGCAGAAAAGACAGUCAGUCGGCGGCACUAUGCAGUCGGCUGGAGAAACUUUUUCAGGCCAUGUUCCCCGAAGCAGCUGUCCCGCAUGUGAGGGAGAAAGUAGUCCCCCUCAAAACCCUCCUUGAGCCUCCUGAGAGGUUACAGCAGGAGGAGAGUGACACGAAGAGCAGUGGCCCUGACAGUGGGGUCGCGGGGGACGAGCUGUGGAGGCAACUGCUGGACAUCCACGAGGCGUUCGGCCUACGGCACCAGUGGGGCGGCUCGCACAGCAACAAGAAACUUCUCUGCUCACUGGGCAUCGACAUCAGAAACAUUCUAUUCACUGGUCAAAAGAAGCAGCCAGUGAUAGUUCCCAUGUACGCUGCCAGCCUGGGCAUGCUGGAACCCACCAAAGAGCCAGUGAAACCCAUAUCAGCAGCAGAAAUGAUUGCAUCCAUAGCACAACAAGCCCAGCCAGUGGCCCCUGUAGAGAUCAUAAGCAUAAGUGCCCCCCCCGACACAGCCCAGGAAGCGCUCCCGCCCGUCCAGUUUGACUGGAGCAGCAGUGGCCUUACUAACCCCCUUGAUGCGAGCGGAGGCUCGUCUCUACUCAACCUGGAUUUCUUUGGGCCAGUGGAGGACUCUGGCUCGAGUUGCUCCACAUCCAUCCCAGGUGUGGACCCGGAGUUGUAUGAGCUAACCACGGCCAAGCUUGACCCCAGCGGCUCUGGGAGCCGUGUGGCUGACGCCUUCGCCCGCCUUAUGUCCACCAUGGAGAAGACCAGCACCUCAACCAGAAAGCCCCGGAAAGAGGAGAACCUGAGCGAGGAGGCGUCAAAGGUGAUCGCGGGGCUACCGGACCUCUCCUUCAUGCAGGCCAAGGUGCUGAUGUUCCCCACCACGCUGACCCCCCUGGGGUGCUCCACGGACCCCGUGCCAGACUGACACCUCCCUCUAUGCCCUCCUGCUUUCCUAUGUUUGUACUAAUAUUGCAUUCUCAUGAUGCUGUUAGCAUCUUUGCUUCCAUGCUAUCAUGGCUUUCUUGUUUCUUUUUCUCUUUAUUAAACGUUUUUUUUUUUUUCUCCAAAUUUUAAUCUUUUAAAUCAAGGGGAUUGGUUCGUCACACCUGGAUUAGGAUAUGCCUAAAGCGAGCUGCGUCAGUAGCAGAGAAGAACAUAUUUAAAGUUUGUUUAACUUGUUAAUUUAUAGCUCACGGUCCUAGAGAGAGGCCCUUUGUUUAUAAUAGAAUCAACGUGUACAUAAUCAGGGAAGAAUUGCAUUGCCCCCCCCACCUCAAAUUUUUCUGAAGGUGGUUUUUACGUUUCUCUUUGUGGUGGUGUAUCAGUGUUUGUCUUUGUGAGGAAAUGAAACACUGGUUGAACCUCUUCAAAGCGAGGCUUGAAUAAAGUGACGUGGAAUAAGACUAUAUACUUAUACAAAUAUAAAUAUAUAAAUAUAUAUAAUGACUUGAAACCACACUGCCUGCAAAAUCCAGCUGAAUGUCUUUUCCCCCUUUGUGUUGAUAGCCUUAGUUCUUUAGUUUUGUCAUUUAUUUUACAUAGACCCUAUGAUUUUAUUCAAACUAGGUUUCUUAACCCUUGGCAAAAAAUGCGCUGUUGUAACUCUUAAGUUCACAAUUUAAAUGUAGGCCUUUUUUUGUCUGCAUCUCUCAUCAAUGCAAUCAGUUGAGCCAUUAUUAAAAUGGUGUUGUCUCGGACUGCAUUCUGUGUUGAAUCCAGUUUGUUAUUUUGGGGUACUGGUGGUAAAAUGGAAUGGCAUCAUGUUUUUAAACCACUUUCCGUAUCAUCAGUAUAACUGAGCUUUGUGAAGGUCAACCUACAUUACAAGGGAAAAAGGGACCAAUAUCUGCUUCCAUGUGUUUGGUUAUAUACUGUUAAGUGGGUUCUUCGUUUUGCCGUCAUGCUCAAUAUUAUUUUGGUUUUUUUGCUGUUUGUUUUCGUUGUACCACUGUCAACCUGUUCCCAGGAGGAUUUUGCACAUUGUAAAGAUGAAAUGGAUGUAAUCAUAGUUCACUGUGGCUUUAGACUGUGUACAGUAAAACUAUGGACUGUAAAAUGUAUGGGGGAAAUUCCUAUGGAAAAAAUGAAUCACUUGAAGAGCCUGUAAAAAGGUUAACAUGCAUGCCUGGGUUCUUUUCAGACUUUAAGUGUGUAAAUUUACUUUUAGUGUACACAAGAAAUUAAAAUAAUUUAAGAGAA